UGUCAAGGUCAGUCUCCACCCAAAACCAUGGAGACGGAGCCAGCUCCCAGACCCCAGUCGUAACAAACACCAGCGGUCCCUGGCAGGGGUCCGUCGCCAUAGCAACAGGGCCCCUCGACACGCAAGCCACAGGGUCGUUUGCUCAUGUGGCGCAUGCGCUCACCAGCCACAGCCAUGAUAUCGACUCUCCCCCACCAGUCAUUAUCCGUCUGUCGCAUUCCAAUGCUCCCUUUGCUCCCUCGCAUAAUAUUUUGACUCUAAUCAAGUACGCGUGCCUACGUGCGACAAGCCAGAAGAGGUUCACCUAGCAUCGCACAUGUCGCAUGACACCAUGGCAACCGCCACAGACCCCGACUUUCCCUGCUCCCUAUCCAUCGACGUGCCCCUCCCAACUCAGCGCCUCGCAAAGACCGCGCUACAGGCUUUGCAGGUCGACAAGGAACUCUCAGCGCUCGUCCGACGAGACUUGUCUAUUGCCGAAGGCGACGCACAAAGUCCUGCCCUGCUGCACGUAGAGUACAGUGCCACGACAAACCGCAUGCUGCGAGUGGCCGUGAACGGGUUCAUGGAAAGUUUGAAACUUGUCGUCGAGGUCAUGGAGACGCUUGAUGUCGAUGUUCUAGAGCCGGGGAGUAAUACAAAUGCAACAAGUUGAAAUCACGUGCCCUAUAUA
Messenger RNA from Emericellopsis atlantica, 673 nucleotides. RefSeq names its product transcription factor Pcc1-domain-containing protein. The record is from RefSeq and is a predicted model, not a curated record. NCBI's taxonomy places the organism in Eukaryota, Fungi, Ascomycota, Sordariomycetes, Hypocreales, Bionectriaceae. Gene Ontology annotation, cellular component: EKC/KEOPS complex. The transcript has 2 exons. Bases 317 to 655 code for a protein of 112 amino acids.